GUUCCCAUUCGCGUUCGCGUUUACGAAUCGUUCGUCGGCGUGACGACGCGGUUCGCGUCGCUCGAGGUAAACGCGCGACAGAGUCAGCGUUCAGUCGGUGUUCCGAGCGAAGAGCAACGCGGAGGUUGCUGCCGUGGGUGCUCGUGGGAGAAGAGGACACGUACGUGCCCCUACGUCGUUGAUUACGAGCAAGAACAGGAAUAGGAACACCGAGAGGAGCGGUAGUCGCUGGUCGCGAUCGACGUGACACUGACGCAAUUCGUCGCCGGCCAUUGUCGGCGUAGGGUCUGCGUGCAUUCGAGGUGGUUUGCUGCCAAUCGCCGCGGUUCGAAAACAUUUGGCAGGGAGCGGCGCGACGCGCCGUAGAUCUCCGAUCUACGAAGGAGCGUCCCGUCUAGUUCCGCGGCGUCGCGAUUUCGCCGCCUCUCGAAAGCUCCGCGAUCCUUGCCCGUCGCGUCGUCUCGGUCUUCACGGCCUAUCGGGCCUGACGUUCGGAACCCCGAAACGUACCGGCUGACAUUUCGUCCUCGAAACCGUGUGGCCAACGCCGGACACAGCAACCGACCGCCGCAGCUAAUCGUAGAUCGAUCGCAGACCCGUAACCCGCAUCGAGGAUGGCGAUCGGCCGUCGCAUACUAGAUCGCCUGACGUGCAGACAGGUGCUCAACGUUAUGGUGAUCCUGGGCUUCAUGCUGAAUUACAUGCUGCGCGUGAACCUGACGAUCGCCAUCGUGUCGAUGGUGAUCCCGGAUCACAGCAACGCGAGCCACGGCGCCGGCAUCAACGCCACCGGUAAAUGCUUCGAGUUAGGAAACGAGACCGAGUCGUUGGAUCGUGGCGCGACGUCGACGGUCGCUGAGUCCGAGCAGACUCGGUAUCCCUGGAACGAGUACGAAAUUAAUAUCGUUCUGGGCAGCUUCUUCUGGGGUUACAUCUGCACAGAGCUGCCCGGCGGCAGGCUCGCGGAAACUCUGGGCGCGAGGAGGGUCUUCGGGUACAGUAUGCUCUUCUCCAGCGCUAUAACCCUCUUGACCCCGGUGUGCGCGACUUACGGUUACGCCGUGAUCGCCGCUUUGAGGACGCUUCUCGGAUUCCUCCUGGGUGCUACCUGGCCUGCGAUCCAGCCGAUGACUGCCAGAUGGAUUCCACCAACGGAACGCAGUAAAUUCGUCUCGAACAUGAUGGCGUCGUCGCUCGGCGCAGCGAUAACAAUGCCGAUCUGCGGUUUCCUGAUCGCUUCCCUCGGAUGGGAAUCGGUUUUCUACGUGACCGGCGUGAUCGGCCUCGUCUGGAGUAUGGCCUGGUUUCUCCUCGUGUUCGAUUCUCCGGCUCAACACCCGAGGAUCUCCGACGACGAGCGCCGUUACAUCGAGGACGCGAUCGGAUCGUCCGCCGUUGCGAAGGGUCUCCCCGUUCCAUGGAAGUCCAUCUUCCUCUCGGCUCCCGUCUGGGCCAUCGUGAUCACCCACGGGUGCAGCGUGUUCGGCUACUUCACCGUCGUUAACCAGUUACCGACCUACAUGAAGUACAUCAUGAACUUCAACAUCAAGCAGAAUGGACUGGUCUCCUCGUUACCCUACCUGGGUAAGUACAUCUUCGCAGUGACUACGUCGUCGGUGGCCGAUCAUCUGCUGAAGAAGAAGAAGCUGUCGGUAACGGCCAUUCGGAAGAUCUUUACCAGCUUCGCUCUGAUCAGCCCCGGGCUGUUGAUGAUCGUGCUGGCGAACCGCGGCUGCGAUCGGGUCGCGUCCGUCGCGAUCUUCACGAUCGCUCUGACGAUCAACGGCGCCGUGACAGCCGGUUACUUGGGCAACGGGUUGGACAUCGCGCCGAACUUCUCCGGGACGAUCUUCGGCAUAGCGAACACCUUGAGUUCUCUGGGCGGUUACCUGAGCAGCUACAUGGUCGGCACGAUCACGUACAAGAACCAGACCUACACCCAAUGGAGCAUCAUAUUUUGGAUCCUGGCGUCGACCUACUGCUGCGGUGCUCUGGUGUUCGCGAUCUUCGGCACCGGGGAGUUACAGAAAUGGAACAGCCCCAAAGAGAACGCGACAGGUGGACGCAACAACGUCGAAAAUGGCCUCGAAGACCUCCAGGAAUCUCUGCCGCUCAAGAGCAAACCGAUUUCCUAACGGAAGUUCGUCGUCGACGACAUUCGUGAACCCCGGUUAAACGACUCUACCGAAGUAUUUAGAAUUAAAAAAGACGAACGUAAACGCUAUCGAGGCUGCCUUCUUUUCGCCCGCGCCGAAUCGAUGGCUGCAAACUCGUUUAUUCCGAAGAUGCGGGGGACGUAUUGUUCCUGGGGCCAACUCCGAUCGCGAGCGGAGAGCGUCUAUUUAUCUGUACCUGUUUCUUCGACUUUUCAUACGAAAACCUUUCUACGAUAUGUAAGAGUAAUUGUAACUUUAAGCAUUCGAAUAAAGUAGCAAUCGAAUAAACACUCUGCUUAAAAUGCGUAAAAAAUGAAUAGGUGAUUCCAAUAAAUUGACUUCCAAUAAACUAAGAA
Messenger RNA from Megalopta genalis, 2512 nucleotides. RefSeq names its product putative inorganic phosphate cotransporter. NCBI's taxonomy places the organism in Eukaryota, Metazoa, Arthropoda, Insecta, Hymenoptera, Halictidae. Gene Ontology annotation, cellular component: membrane. The record is from RefSeq and is a predicted model, not a curated record. Gene Ontology annotation, biological process: transmembrane transport; monoatomic anion transport. Gene Ontology annotation, molecular function: transmembrane transporter activity.